Molecule: messenger RNA, 497 nt
Organism: Meloidogyne enterolobii
Lineage: Eukaryota; Metazoa; Nematoda; Chromadorea; Rhabditida; Meloidogynidae
Source: the annotation of a GenBank genome assembly
UUUGUCGAUUAUUUUUAAGAACUCCCCACAGCCUUUUAUUUCCACUAAUUUAAAAUUAUUUUUAAAAAUGUGUGCCGCUUAUGCAGUAAUGCAUGGUGGACCUGUACUUAGGCCAGACCAAAUGGAGAAAAAUAUUCGGCAACGAUUACCUGAGUUGCCUCGCCGUAUUGUCCCCGUCUCUUCAACAGACGAUUUAUCAUUAAAAUUGGUAAACGCAAAACCUGUCUGGUCUUUGUUAAAUUCUGCAAAUUGGCAUUCUUACUGGCCCUAUCGAUAUUUAUCUGAUCCUUAUUCUCAUGAAAUGUAUUGGCAUGACCCUUACAGUCUACACUCUCCCCUACACAAACGGCAACUUUUUGGGAAGAAUAAACCGAAUGUUGAUUAUAUAGCAAAUAAUCAUUACUGGAAUUAUCCCUAUCCUUAUUGGGCUCGUUAUCGUGUUAUGACUACGCAAAUCCUUCAUUUUAUUCGAAGGAGUACGACUUGAAUUAUUUUGA